Molecule: messenger RNA, 1002 nt
Organism: Chaetomium strumarium
Lineage: Eukaryota; Fungi; Ascomycota; Sordariomycetes; Sordariales; Chaetomiaceae
Exons: 2
Coding region: 389-754 (121 amino acids)
Biological process (GO): mitochondrial outer membrane translocase complex assembly; protein insertion into mitochondrial outer membrane
Cellular component (GO): mitochondrial outer membrane
Source: RefSeq, a predicted model, not a curated record
CGCCUUGAGGUUUCGCUCAUGUUCAUGACGUUGGCCGCCCAUCGUGAGUCAGGGCCCUUGAUCACCUGACAAGCGGGAUUUUGUCGGUCUGGCAACGACUGGCAGAUUCCGGGACCCCACCGCGCCGCAACUCGGCAUCGCAUCCGGAUCGAGCUCGAGGAAGCAACAACCUCCGCUACCGAACGUAACCCAACUGGUCCAUCCGUCAAACAGCAAGCUCCGACUCGGAAUUUUGGUGGCUUUUUGUCCGCGCUGGAAGUCGACGCCGGCGCCCGAUUAAUCGUAGCUCGCCCAUUCUCCCUUCGAGGGCCUCAUCCAAAGCCGGUCGACCUCAUAGCCAACCGCUUGCACCCCUGAACUUGGAGGUGCAGCAUACCGUCAUACCAUCAUGUCGAGUAUGUCCUCGUCAAGUAUGACGAGCUCGUCUGCGUCCUCGUCGUUCAUCAUUCCGGACGUCCCCUCCUCAUCCUCCGACCGAGAUGACGUCGACUCCCUGCCAUCCAUCUCUAGCAGCAUCCUUGAUUCCGAAGCCUCGUCCUCCGACGCGCAGAAGGAAUGGGAAGCCAGCCUGGAGCAGCUGCAGCUUCUGCUGACCAUGAUCAUUAUGCCGUUCGUGGGGAAGUUCAUGGGGCGCAAGUUUGCUUAUUGGAGCUGGGCAAGGUACAUGGAGUGGAUGCACAACGUUGAGAUCAGGUGGACGAACAAACGGGUAUUCAAUGCCGCUGGUGCGGCCGAGGCCGCGGUGUCAUUAUGACUAGGGGGGUUUACAGGCUGGGAAGAGCCAUGAGUACAUACUGUCUAGAGCCUGUGUGGUAUGGGCGUCCUCUGGUUUUCACGGCGUUACGGAAUUUGGGAAUGCACAUGGAAGAAUCUGGUCUUCCGCGAUGGGUAGAUGGCCCGUUGGUUGGCCAUUGAAUCGAAAUGAUAGCAGCGACGCAUAUUACUGGCGAUCCUGACCCUUCGGGAAAGACUGAUGGCAAUACCAAGGUAGAAGCUCUGGCA